This is a messenger RNA of Egretta garzetta (little egret), 1963 nucleotides long. RefSeq names its product aspartyl-tRNA synthetase 1 (gene DARS1). Gene Ontology annotation, biological process: aspartyl-tRNA aminoacylation. Gene Ontology annotation, molecular function: aspartate-tRNA ligase activity; RNA binding; ATP binding. The record is from RefSeq and is a predicted model, not a curated record. The transcript is spliced from 15 exons. The coding region runs from base 29 to 1435 and encodes 468 amino acids. NCBI's taxonomy places the organism in Eukaryota, Metazoa, Chordata, Aves, Pelecaniformes, Ardeidae. Gene Ontology annotation, cellular component: aminoacyl-tRNA synthetase multienzyme complex; cytosol; cytoplasm.
CGCUAAGGAAAGAUAUGGAGUGUCAUCAAUGAUACAAUCCCAAGAGAAACCAGAUAGAGUUUUGAUUCGAAUAAAAGACUUGACGGAGGAGAAGGCUGAUGAAGUGGUUUGGGUUCGUGGGAGAAUUCAUACAAGCAGAGCUAAAGGGAAGCAGUGUUUCUUAGUCCUGCGUCAGCAGCAGUUUAAUAUCCAGGCUCUCGUGGCUGUGGGACAGCAUGCAAGCAAGCAGAUGGUAAAGUUUGCUGCCAACAUCAACAAAGAGAGCAUUGUGGAUGUAGAAGGUGUUGUGAGGAAAGCACAUCAGAAAAUUGGAGGUUGUACUCAGCAAGAUGUUGAGCUUCACGUUCAAAGGAUCUAUGUGAUCAGUUUAGCUGAACCCCGACUGCCCUUACAGCUGGAUGAUGCUGUUCGGCCAGAAGUGGAAGGAGAGGAGGAUGGAAGAGCUACUGUAAACCAAGAUACAAGACUGGACAACAGAGUCAUUGAUCUGAGGACCUCCACUAGUCAGGCAAUCUUCUGCCUUCAGUCUGGUAUUUGUCAGCUUUUCCGAGAAACUCUUAUUCGCAAGGGAUUUGUGGAAAUUCAGACUCCCAAAAUCAUUUCAGCUGCCAGUGAAGGAGGAGCCAAUGUGUUUACUGUAUCAUACUUCAAAAGCAGUGCCUACCUGGCUCAAUCCCCACAGCUAUACAAGCAGAUGUGUAUAUGUGCUGACUUUGAAAAGGUUUUUUGCGUUGGGCCAGUAUUUAGAGCUGAGGACUCCAAUACACACAGACACCUGACUGAGUUUGUUGGUCUGGAUAUUGAAAUGGCUUUUAACUAUCACUAUCAUGAAGUGGUAGAUGAGAUUGCAGAUACCUUGGUGCAGAUAUUCAAGGGACUUCAGGAAAGAUUCCAAACUGAAAUUCAGACAGUGAACAAACAGUUCCCAUGUGAGCCAUUUAAGUUUUUGGAGCCAACUCUGAGGCUGGAAUAUUGUGAAGCUGUGGCCAUGCUUAGAGAGGCCGGUAUUGAGAUGGGUGAUGAAGAAGAUCUGAGCACACCUAAUGAAAAGCUCCUGGGACGCCUGGUAAAGGAAAAGUAUGACACAGACUUCUAUAUUCUUGACAAAUAUCCGCUUGCUGUGAGGCCUUUUUAUACAAUGCCAGACCCAGUAAACCCUAAAAACUCUAACUCUUAUGAUAUGUUCAUGAGAGGGGAAGAGAUUUUGUCCGGAGCUCAGAGAAUUCACGAUCCUCAGCUGCUGACAGAAAGAGCCCAGCAUCAUGGCAUUGAUUUGGAGAAAAUAAAGGCUUAUAUUGAUUCCUUUCGUUUUGGUGCACCUCCACAUGCGGGUGGUGGAAUAGGACUGGAAAGAGUAACCAUGCUGUACCUAGGGCUGCAUAAUGUUCGUCAGACCUCCAUGUUCCCACGGGAUCCCAAACGACUGACACCCUAACAUGAGUGGCUUUUGAAAGUUUGAGAUGAUUUGCCCUGCAAAUAUGAUACGAUUGCAAGCAUAUCCCCUGCUACUGAUGAAUCUGUAUUGAUUUGAGCAUUAUAAUAUGCAAUAAUAAAAAAAAGAUCGUAUUUACUAAAGUGCCACAAUCAUUUUUUUUAUCCUUAGCUGUUUAUUUAAAAGAAAAUAUUUUAACAGAUCAAGACUCUUUGUAUUGGCAACUGUGCACAUUUUUAAUGAAAAUGUGAUACUUUGAGUUAGUAUUCUAGUGUCACAUGAAAUUGUAUCAUGUUUCUAAACAUUUUAAUAAAUUACACAAUAAAAAUUCUGCAUUUCUAACUUACAUCAGCAAGAUUGAAUAUUCUGAAGUAACAGAACUGGCUCGAAGCUAAAAUAGCUGGAUGCUUGCAAUUUAAAAAUCAGGAGGAAACCAGGCAAUUGUUAAUUUACAUGAGUGUCAGGUAGAGAAGCAGGUCAGAAGAACAUUCUUAACAAAAAGCCUUCAUAUGAAAUUGUGAAAAUAGAUUG